Gadus macrocephalus (Pacific cod) is the source of this 2141-nucleotide messenger RNA. RefSeq names its product E3 ubiquitin-protein ligase TRIM47-like. The transcript has a single exon. Lineage: Eukaryota; Metazoa; Chordata; Actinopteri; Gadiformes; Gadidae. Bases 1515 to 2141 code for a protein of 208 amino acids. The record is from RefSeq and is a predicted model, not a curated record. Gene Ontology annotation, molecular function: zinc ion binding.
GGUGCCAACGCCCUAUAAAAGCCUGCUUCCCCAGUCCUUCCCUGGCUGUUCUUUUCAUUCCCUAUUCAGCGCCCCAGCCCUGCACACCUCAACACUUCUGUUGAAACAACACACACACACACACAUAUAACCCACUCAUGCAUACACACUCCACACUACUGAUUUACUGACUUCCACAUCCCAUAUUUUGAAUCAUGAUUUGAACACUUGGUUUAUUUGAUAAAUACUUCAUUUGUUUGGAAAACUGUUGUCUCCCAUCUUUUUUGUUGCGUAGCUUGGCGCCCCUAGGCCAGGUGCAUAACAUGUGUGCACAGACGAUUAUCCUUUUAAAUACAAUUUAAAAAAGAGACGAAUGUUUUGAGUUUCCAACCUGAAUUCUCUGGUGUCUAUAGUGGAUUUCAGAAGGCCACACCCCAGGACGUCUCCCUGUCUCGCUCUUUUACAUGAGCUCACUAAUUUUACAUGCGGGUGAGCCUUAUUUGUUUCUCCUGUGAAGCCCAUGGGCCUCCUAAGUAACUUGGAUAACUUAGUUAAGGCUGAGCUUAGCUUUCAUACUGAUAUGCAUUUUCUUUCUAGGAUAGUUAUAUGUGCAUAUGUGGUAUAUGGGAUAUUUAUUCUAUAUUUAGUAUAUAAAAAAAAAAAGUGAGUUAACUAUGACUUUAAUGUGAUUAAUCGUGAUUAAAUAUUUUAAUCGCUUGACGGCACUAAUAUAUAUAUAUAUAUAUUUAUCUCGCAGUACAAUAUGUCAUUGUUUAAUAAUGAUAUGCCAGCCUCAUAAACUGAAUGAUGUUAUCAACUUGCAAACAAGCAUUUUGGUUUGUUAACAUGCUGAGAUGCUUUAAGGUUGCUAACCCUCCUGCCUAUAGCUAACACUUAGCCCUAUAGCCGGCUUUGCAUGGGUGUCCACUACUGGAGCAAACCUUACCUAAUAUGGGCAAUGCACAGAGAACAACUGAAAACAUGCCCAGUAUGUUAUUGUAAUGGUGUUUGGAUUCAGUUGGGAUAGAAUGUGUUAAAAAUUAAGCCAAUCAUUUUUGCCAUUUCUUAUUUGACAAAAAUACGUAUCCAAGUGUGACUAUUCCCAAUCUUUUGCAGGUGCAAUAAUUGUAGAUUUCCCUUCCCCGCAGAAACUUGCUUGAGUUGCUUGACUUUCCCAGGAGCUGUUCAUGUCGAGGCAAAUGUGUGUGUGUGUGUGGGUGGGCGUGGACAUGUACAACUGUGGGUUGUGCAGUAGCCAACAUAUCGCAGAAAGUCAAACCAAACUAAUUUGAGACUAAAGAGAAACGACAAUCGGUCCUCAACAAAAGUUGUGUGCUUGAUACUGUUUUAAUUUCCGAAAUAAUCCUCAUUUACAACCCAAGAGGCAUUUCAAUAGGUAAGUUUCAUGUUUUUGUGUGAUGGCUUCGCUGUCAAAACACAAAGAGGGAAUUGUGCAACGCUUAGUUUAUUAGGGGUCUACAUUCAACUCUGUCAAAGUGUUUUUCCCACUAAUUCUGUUUUGUUGUUUUCUAGCCAUGGCUUCUGCAAGUAGGCUGGUGACAGACAAGGACUUUCAAUGUUCUACUUGUCACUGUGUGUUCACUGAUCCUGUGGCUAUUCCCUGUGGCCACAACUUCUGCCUAAAUUGUAUCACAACACACUGGGAUACCAACAGGCUAUGCAGUUGCCCAUUUUGUAACAAGACAUUUACGGACAGACCUUUGCUCUGCGUCAACAAUCUGAUUGCUUCAGUAGCAGAAAAGUUUAGAGAGCCGCUGCCGCAGCAACCCGUCAUUUCAGGAGCAGGAUAUAUCCUCUGUAAUCUCUGCGGGGCAAACAAUACGACCCCAGCCAUUAAGUCAUGCCUCAUGUGUCUCCUCUCGUACUGUGCGACACACCAUGAGCCUCACCAAAGCACCCCGGCGUUAAUGAGACACAGGCUGAUCCAGCCGGUGGAGGAUCUGGAGGGCAGGAUCUGUAAAAUCCAUCACCAGCGUUUGGACUAUGUUUGCAGCAAUGACCAAAACAUAUUGUGUUAUGAAUGUCUUGAUCGAGACCACAAAAACCAUAACACAGUCAAGCUUGAGGUGUGGAUGAAAACAAAGCUGGACCAGCUGAAAGAUUCUCAAGAAAAGGUUGAUGAGUUGAUCCGACAGAGAUAG